AUGAGCGUCACGGUCCAAUCCGCGACGGACCCGGGCCUCACUCUGUCCAAGGACCGUUGUGAGCCUGGCUCGGUCAACAUCCCUGUGGCAACCUGGCCCAAGACAGCCGAAACGACAUCGGUCGACUCCGAUGCCGUUGCCACGAAGAUCGUCGACUCGUUCAAUCAAGCCCUUACCAACGGAGACACCAAGGCCAUUGCUGAUCUGUUCCUCGAAGGUGGUUACUGGCGCGAUCAUCUUGGUGUUACCUGGGACUUGCGGACUCUGAAAGGACCCAACAAAAUCGCCGAGUUUCUUGCCGAUGGGUGCACCUUGAGCAAGAUUGAGAUCGACCGGAGCUCGUCGUAUCGAGCGCCUCAACUUGGAGCCUUCGAUGGUACGGGAGACGUUAAAGGCAUCCAGUUUUUCUUUAACUUCACCUCAAAAGAUGGUGCUGGGCAGGGUGUCGCCCGCCUGGCCGAGCGGGACGGACAAUGGAAGAUCUUUACCUUCUUCACAGUGCUCCAAGACCUCAAGGGCCAUGAAGAAGCCGUAGGACCACGACGGUCGAAAGGUGUAGAGCACGGUGGGAAACCAGAUCGAAAAAAUUGGCUAGAGAGGAGAAAGGCUGAAAUCGAUUUCGAAGGCAAAGAGCCCGUGGUGCUGAUUCUAGGAGCCGGCCAGGGCGGACUCACUGCGGCAGCGCGUCUAAAAAUGCUGGGCGUUGAGACACUGAUCAUUGACCGGGAAGAUCAAAUCGGCGACAACUGGCGACGUCGAUAUCAUCAACUCGUCCUGCACGACCCAGUCUGGUACGACCACAUGCCAUAUCUCCAUUUCCCAGAGUUCUGGCCCGUCUUCACGCCGAAAGACAAGCUGGCCGACUUCUUCGACUCCUAUGCCAGACUGCUCGAACUCAACGUCUGGGUCAAGACGACGUUAGAAUCGACUUCGUGGGACGAGAACAAGAAACAGUGGACCAUCACAGUCCAGCGGACCAAACCCGACGGCAGCACCGAGUCACGCACGCUGCAUCCAAAGCACGUCAUCCAAGCUACCGGGCAUUCCGGCAAGAAGAACUUCCCAGCCCACAUGAAGGGACUCGGCAAUUUCAAAGGCGACCGACUAUGCCACUCGUCCGAAUUCACCGGGGCCAAACUAGACGGCAAAGGCAAAAAGGCUAUUGUUGUAGGCUCGUGCAACUCCGGCCACGACAUCGCACAGGACUUCUACGAAAAAGGGUACGAUGUGACGAUUGUCCAGCGGUCGACGACAUGCGUCAUCUCCAGCGAAGCCAUCACCGAGAUCGGCUUGAAGGGUCUCUACUCCGAGGACGGCCCCCCAGUCAACGACGCGGACCUGUGGCUCCACAGUCUCCCCAGCGAAGUGCUGAAGGCUCUGCAAGUCAAGAUCACCGAGUUGCAAGAGAAAUUUGACAAAAAGACUCUCGAUGGGCUCGCGAAGGCCGGGUUCGGGUUGGACCGCGGGCCCGAAAAUGCUGGACUGUUCAUGAAAUAUUUCCAGCGCGGCGGCGGGUACUACAUCGACGUCGGCUGUUCGCAGUUAAUCAUCGACAGCAAGAUCAAGGUCAAGCAGGGCCAGGAGAUCGACGAAGUGGUGCCUCAUGGACUGAGAUUCGCGGACGGCAGCGAGCUCGAGGCCGACGAGAUCAUUUUCGCCACGGGGUACCAGAACAUGCGGACGCAAGCGCGCGAGAUCUUUGGCGACGAACUUGCGGACCGUGUGGGUGAUAUCUGGGGAUACGAUGCCGAGGGCGAGAUGCGGACGAUCUGGCGCAAGACGGGUCAUCCGGGUUUCUGGUUCAUGGGCGGCAAUUUGGCCCUGUGUCGGUAUUAUUCCAAGAGACUGGCUUUGCAGAUCAAGGCGUUGGAGGAGGGUUUUUGUCAAUAUUGA
Capronia coronata CBS 617.96 is the source of this 1893-nucleotide messenger RNA. RefSeq lists its product as uncharacterized. The transcript has 2 exons. The record is from RefSeq and is a predicted model, not a curated record. The coding region runs from base 1 to 1893 and encodes 630 amino acids. Gene Ontology annotation, molecular function: flavin adenine dinucleotide binding; monooxygenase activity. NCBI's taxonomy places the organism in Eukaryota, Fungi, Ascomycota, Eurotiomycetes, Chaetothyriales, Herpotrichiellaceae.